Punica granatum (pomegranate) is the source of this 393-nucleotide messenger RNA. Lineage: Eukaryota; Viridiplantae; Streptophyta; Magnoliopsida; Myrtales; Lythraceae. The record is from RefSeq and is a predicted model, not a curated record.
AUGUCUUCUUCGCCCACCACGGAAGUGACCCAGCAGGCCUACACAACCCACCCGGGCCACGGCUCGGUGGGGGCCGUCAUCGGAGUCCUUGCGGUGAUCACCAUCCUUGGGGUGAUCGCGGGCAUGAUCGGGCGGCUCUGCACGGGCAGGCCAAUCAUGGGCAGGGUGCAGUACGACUUCGAGGGUUGGGUGGAGCGCAAAUGCUCAUCCUGCAUCGACGGCCACGUCGGCCCUCCCCCGCGGCCGCCGCAGCCUCCGCCGCAGGCCGAGGGGGCCCCAGCUGAGGCUGCAGGAGGGGAGAUUAAGGAGGAGCCGGAGGAGGAGGUGGUGCCGCAGCAGCAGCAGCAGCAGCCUCGGGAGCAGAGAGCAUCACGUGGGGACCACGAGUCUUGA